Salmo salar (Atlantic salmon) is the source of this 5329-nucleotide messenger RNA. RefSeq names its product transmembrane protein 170B. Gene Ontology annotation, cellular component: plasma membrane. Gene Ontology annotation, biological process: negative regulation of canonical Wnt signaling pathway. The record is from RefSeq and is a predicted model, not a curated record. NCBI's taxonomy places the organism in Eukaryota, Metazoa, Chordata, Actinopteri, Salmoniformes, Salmonidae.
GCCCCUUUAAGGGUUAUGUAGAGAGAAGGGCUGAUGUAGGACGACUCCUCUGUGUGCGCUGCCAUCCUCAUCAUGGCCUCCAAACAACCGCCGCUGCAACCGAGAAUGAGCACGAGCAGACGAGCUGUUGGCCCUUUCCUUCCCCGCGCGGAGACCAACAACGUUAAGCCGAAACAGAGGCACCGGUAGAGGGGUGCGCGCCGGGGGAUCAAGCCUCCGAGCUCAUGCCACCCCUGUCUCCUCGAUGUCUUCGUCAAAAGCCACUUACAGCCAUUUGACAAAGAGGGAUGCAAACCCGGGCGGCGGCAGCGCCGGCGGCAGAAACAUGAACACGAAUAGGGAUUAUUCUAUCAAUCUAUCGGUGCAGCAAGUGCUGAGCCUUUGGGUGCAAGGCACGACGCUGCAACAUUUCACAGAGAUGUGGUACUGGGUGUUCCUGUGGUGUCUUUUCUCCUCGCUCUUCGUCCACGGAGCAAUGGGCCUGCUCAUGUUAGUCAUGCUGCAGCGCCACAAGAGGGGUCGCCUCAUCACCCUGGUCCUGGUCAGCAUGGGCUUCCUGGCCUCCCUGGCCGGUGGGGUCAUCACCAGUGCGGCCGUGGCAGGGGUGUAUCGUGUGGCAGGGAAGGACAUGGCCCCCCUCCAGGCCCUGGUGUUUGGAGUGGGCCAGACCACACUCUCUGUAGUCAUCUCCUUCUCACGUAUACUGGCCACUCUCUGAAGAGAUGACUCUGCUACACGGACAGACUCAUUGACGAACAGACAGACAGGAGAGGAGAGAGGAAAGGGGAAGGGAGGGACAUGUUCGAUAGACAGGUUCACAUCCCACCAGUUACACAAGCAGUGACGGACAGCAACAGAGCCAAUGGGUGGCAGUUAACUGCAUGUAGUAUUUGAAGGAAAACAAACAGAGUCAAAUAGAAGAAGAGAGGAAGAUGGUGUCCCAGUCCUAGACGUCUAGACAUUUGGGGAUGGAUGAAUGUGGAAGAGUGCCCCCUAGUGUCUCUGUUCAGCCACUGCUACGUUCACUAGAGCUCCCUUUGCUACAAGGGACCUCUCAAUGCAGGCCUCACUUCUCUGUGUCAAAGAAACACACUUCCUUGGGCUCUCCACCAGUUGGCGAUGUCCGCAGACUCUGUCAAGUGUCAAGCCAGUGAAACCACAUCCUGGACUGAAAGCUAAUUUGAGGUUCUAUGUGCCGAUGUCCUCUGGGACUUAACUUCAGUGUUGUAAAGGGGAAUGCUUUCAUGGCCAUCUCUACAGACUGUUGAAGGCUUUCUGUCCCAUUUGUGGGGGGGGGGGCUCCUAAUUUUUUACAGUAAAGACAAACCACAGCAACCUGUAAUUAAUUGAACAAUUCAAGCCUACGGCCCUUGAAGUUCCACGGUAGGUUGAUGAGAUGGCCAGAACAAAAUUGCACCUGUGAAGACCCACCAUCAUUCUGACAUGCCUGAGAGGUUGUAAACCCAACGGUGAUGGUCAACCAAACUACCAUUCAGUGUUAAAAAAAUCUACCAACCACAAACAACUGGAUCUUCUGUCCUUAGAAAAUGAUAUCCUAAUAACCAUUCCUUCUUGUAAAGUAUUUUAACUACCACAGCAGGUUUUUUGUUUACAACACUCCAUAAUGCUUAACCUUUGCACUUUCUAAAUGUUGGUGAUCCACCUCCUUUACCUAAGAGGUGUCUAAAUAGGGUUGGUUGUUGAGGUUCUGUUGUUCAAGGUUACUAUGGAGAUAACCACUACCCUUGUUAAGGGCUCUGCACAGUCUAUGCAAACGGAGCCGACGUAGGUCCAUCAUUUGCGUUGACAGUGUAGAGCCCUUUAGAUGUUUGUCAAGUCUAGACCAGUCCAGGUUGUCCAACGGACUCUGAGGAAAUAGCAACUCUGACCAUGAACCUUGGCUGGAGAGGGUCAGAGUUGCUACUUGGUUCUUACAGGGUUUUAUGGAGGUAAACUAAUGUAUUAACUGAAGUAAAAAGGAAGAAUUGUCCUAGUAGUAGCAGCUGUAUUGCUUCUUGAUGAGUAUCUCUGAUAGAGUAUCUCUUGGAGGUUUUACUGUCUGUGUUGUGGUGCAGAUUUACUGUUAAGGUUUAGCGGUUGGAAUCCAGCCGCUACUUGGCUGUUGUGAUAACAAUGUUGUCCUGACUCCUAUAAAUCCCACUCCAUAGAGAGCCAUUCCUGGAGAAGGUCAGAGACUUAGUGUGCAUCCCAAAUGGUACCCUUUCCCUAUAUAGUACACUGCUUUUGACCAGGGUCAGUAGGACUAUAUAGGGAAUAGGGUGCCAUUUGGGAAGCAUCCUCUACUGCUGCUGAAACAGCCAUUUUCUAUGGCUCCCUGCCUUCCUCCCUGUUAGUUCUUGCUAAUCGUGUGUGUAUUGUUUGUGUUUUAAAUAAGUUAGACUUUGCAUAUUGCACUGACAACGGCCUGCCUUUAUUUCACACAGUUUGUUUUAUGAUAUUGGUCCCAGUGGGUGACCCAUAGAUCCAUAUAGAAUUGUAUACAGUAUGUCCCAUCACCAGUACACACAGUGGGUCCCAAAAAGCAGGUUUUCGUCCAAAAUGGCACCCUAUGCCCUUCAUAGUGCACCCUUUUUUGACCGUAGCCAUAUGGGUUUGAGAAACACUGCUGUGGUUUUGGAGGUGCUUUUGGGACUGCAGAGCAAUGUUUUUUUUGGGGGGGCCCUGUGGGACUAACCAUGAUGAAUGUGUUUGUGUCUGUCCUGUCCACCCUCUGGAACAGUUCACGUUUAUUAACCAACUAUAGGACAGGUCUUACUUGCAUCCCAAAUGGCACUCUGUUCCCUACAAAGUGCACUACUUUUGACCAGAGCCCUAUGGGGGAAUUUGGGAUGCACACAUUCACUCCUGGAAUUGAAGGGUUGCAAGGCCCACUGGUUUGCACCUUACAAUGUCAUUCAUUUUUAAUCAAUAGCUGACGAUAUCCCAUCUCUCAGUCACUUUCAUUUGUCAGUAAAUGACCGUGGACCAAUAAAACAAGGCCCUCUGCUGCACCCUAAACUAGGUGGGAAUACCACACCAGGCCCUCUCUGGAAACAAAGGGUUUGUUUUUAUGCCAAAGUACUUCAUUCUCACAUGUUAGCUUUAUUUGUUAAGGGUUCCUUACUUUUUGAUUGUUGUUAUUAUUGCUGAGAAAGUAUGAAUCGCUUUAAUUUCAGAACCAUUAUUUUGCACAAUGGCAUGAGCUGAGCUAAAUGGAUUUUAAAUCCCCAAACCCACAAAAAGUUAACAAUGUUUGCUUCAUUUUGGCUUAAUAUGAAAUUCCAGUGUGUGACCUAAUUGAGUGAUCUAAGAGUGUUUACCAAUGAAAGCUAUUGCUGUGUUUUUUCCUUAGUUAUGUAAUUGACACUACUUACCUUCAAUACCCAGUCAGCACAUCAGAGGGAGCCAGUUCACUGAGUAUUGAAUAAGUGAUAGUAGCAGCCAGUGUCAGUGGUGGAUUUGGAUUGAUACAGUAAUGAUCGUGGAUGUUGUAUAGAAGAAAAUACGCCUGUGGCAGUUUUUUGAUAUUGUCAAUUUGUAUUUCAAUUUGUAUUUGAUUCUAAAAUUAAUUACUGAGGCUUCCAGAUGGUCUGGAAAUGCCUGUGUUUGAUGAUUUGCCCAAUCUAAUAUGACUAUUUCUCAGAACUCUCUGAUUAAAGAAAAUACUUGGAUAAAACAAACUAUAAUCAGCAAAUACUAUUAAUGAUCAAAUUCCCCAGAUCAACUGAAUUCAUAUUGUAUUAGUAAGUUAUUACACUCAUUUUAAUAUUUUUGGCUUGAGUUCAGAGACCAAAUGUGAGUUAUUUCUGAUGGCUCUACAAUGCUGUCAUAGCGAUAUUAUCUAGAUAUGUCAAGAUUGUUUGUAGAGAAGUACCGAGGCGCAGCGUGAGUAUCGUUCCACAUCUUUAUUAAUAUGUGAAACCUCGCAAGACAUACUAUAAACAAAAUAACAAACCGUGACGACAGAGGUGCAACAUGCACUAACUCAAAAUAAGAUCCCACAAACAACAGGUGGGAAAAAACUGCCUAAAUAUGAUCCCCAAUCAGAGACAACGAUAGACAGCUGCCUCUGAUUGGGAACCAUAUCAGGCCAACAUAGAAAUGUAACAUCUAGAUUACCCACCCUAGUCACACCCAGACCUAACCAAAAAUAGAGAAUAAAAAGAUCUCUAAGGUCAGGGCGUGACAAUAUUUCUGUUUGUGAAUGAAACUGUGUUUGAGAGUUGGAUAUGGUGCAUAGGACUUGUGACAAGAGUGUUGUUGAUGUUCUACUGUAUGUCUGUGUGGUUGUAUAUGUGAGUGUUAUAACAUGUAUUAACUUAUUUUUUUAAAGAAGGGGCCUGCAAUACAAUUGUCAUUGCAGCAUCUGAAAUGCUUUAUCGAGUUGAGCAAAAAGGGUAAGGACCUUGUCAUAGGUGUAACACUGACUGACCCAGUGUGUUCAGAAAUGUAGUCUUACUGAGCAAUGUCUUACAUAAUGUGUUUUUAAAAUCUAAAAAGAAAUGUAAUCUACAAGGUGUUCACAACUACUUUUCUGCCAACAAACCUCCAAGCACUAUUCUUGUUGAGAGACAAAGCAGCAUAGCUUUUGUUGUUCAGAUCAGUGCACCAUGAUGCAUCGGCUAUUAAGGUAAAUAGAAUACAAAGUUUUCAUCAGAGGGAUAUGUACCAUGACAUGUACUGGAAACAUACAUAGACAUCAUGAUUGCGCCAUGGACAGUAUUUUGAUACCUAUAACAUGUAUUUGUGUAUACAGUCUAUUACCACAUUUCAGAACGUCAAUGUGUGUGCCAUGAAUUCAAAUGUUUGGAAUUUGAUGAGGAUGAGUAAGAAUUGGGUUGUCUGUUUUUGGUUCUAUCCCUGUGUGAUUGUCUUAAAUGUGGACGGGUAAUCCUCGGUUUACACUGCAAUAACUAAAAGGAACAUUGUGCAACGGGUGAUCCCUAUAGUUUUAAAUACCACCAACUGCCAUCUGACCAUACGAAGCCCUGUCCUACAAUCCUUCUCGCUGUGUUUCUCAUGAGUUUAUAGCCAAUGCCACCCCCUCAGUCCUCUCCAGUGUUGUACAAAAUGCCACUUACUUUCCACUGACAAGCCCCUCAUCAAUUGCAUGCGCCGUACAACUCGGAUAAUGUGUGUGAAUGGAUUUGGACAAUUCUUUAUAGACAAUGGUGUGUAAAACAAGUGACACAUGUAGAUAAUGUAUAAUAUGUUAUUUUUUAAUUUUGUACCAGCGAACCGCUGAUGUUUAUAACUUGCCUAUUUAUGUACAAAUGUUCUCCUGUACAUACUGAGCAGUCAGUUGAAAUAAAAUGUUUUACAGUUAAAA